AUGGCUUCGAGCAUAUCGCAAGAACUCGACCCUUACUUCCUUAGCGUUCCUUAUGCCAAAAGAUGGGAUCUAUUUCAGCCCACAAUACGUUCCUUAUACGUCGAUAACAAUCGUAACGUAACAGACGUUGCUAGAAUAAUGAAAGAAGAUUACAAAUUCUCGGCUCUUGAACACCAGUACAAGUACUAUCUGAAGAAAUGGAACUUGACAAAGUCCGUCCCUAAAGAAAAAAAGGAAGCUGCCGUCACUGCCCUCGGAAAACGCGUCCGGGAUGAUAGCACAUCUACUACUGUUAUUAAAUACAAAGGAGGUGAGAUAGACAAGAAGCGACUUCGUCGACACAUAGUUGAGCUAGAGAGGACACACAAUAAAAACAUGGCAGUACUAUACUCAGGCGGAAAUACUUUCAUACGUUGGAACUUACCAUAUCGUGCAUUCUCGUCGUCAACAUCUGCAGCAGCCAAUCAUCGAUCCCCAUACUGGACAACAGACUCGACGCCAAGUGACAUCUCUGUAGUCAGUCCAAGUGCCAACAGGAUCGGAGGCAGUCCUUUUAUUAACGGCCCAUCUCUGUCAGAUGCGCCAUCUCCUACUGUGCUUGUAUUAAGAGGAAAAUUUCAGCGCGAAAGAACGGAUCUUUUUCUUGGUGGUGAUCACGAAAAGCUUUUACAGCGUAUGGGCAAACGAGAGAACAUGACACUAACAACAUGGCUUUAUCAAUUUUGGCUAUUCUCCUUCAAGACAGCCAAGUAUUGGGGCGUUGGGCCAAGAAACUGGACGUCAGAUAUUCUCGAAUUUGAUCGCUAUCGAGAUAAAGUAUCACCAUCCUUGUCAAAUACGCCAAACUUCAAUGGAGAGAUACCAGCAACCCCUAGGAGUAGCGCUGCUAUUGAUGUCAUUGGUGAAUCAUCGGAUUCAAACCGCCAUCCAGCUCAAUUAUGCCGGUGGGCCAUUCAUGCAAACAUCGGUGUCUAUUACUCAGGAAUAUCGAGUCCUGGUUCUGUCUACUCAGAGGGCUUGAGCGACAGCGAAGACUCGGAGAGUGGAGAGCCAGAAAGUGAAGACUGGGAGAAUGGAGAUUUGGAUACCCGUGACCCUGAUACUUGGAAGAGAUGGCAAGCCAAUCGCAAUCCCACCAACUUUGCGAGAAAGCUGAAAGCUGCGUUGAAAAAUAAUCUCUUCAGUAAUAUUUGCGCCUCUGAUCUGCCUAUCACUACCACAUCAUUGACAGAAGCUGCGAAAACUUCAUCUUCUGCUUUAUUGAUGGAGUGUUUUGGUUUCGCCAUCAUGACCAGGAAUCCGAAGCUCUUUUGGAAGAUUUUGCCCAGAAUCGAAACUACAGUAAUACAGAAUAGUAAUUUAUACCCUUUACAUCUAGCGACCAGCUUUUUAGAUGGGUCUAAGACAUGUUGCAUUAUUCUCGACGCAUUGGUGAAUCAGAUGGGCAUUUGCAACUCUGUACGCAAGCUCUUUAUCAACGAUCGUGGCCACACAGUCUUGGAUAAUCUCAUGAUGGCAAUCCUGAAAUCACAUACGUCUUGCCCACCAGUCACUGUGGACGAUUCUUUCAAAGACUUGAAUCAUUGGUCGGGAGAAGAAGUUGACAUUUGUGGGAGAUGGGAUGCCGAUUCACCGUGCGUCCGCUCUCACUUAGCUGAAGGGAAUGCUUCCAUCCCAAUCGGUUGGAAGCACAUGUUCUGUCAUACCUCCGUCCAAACCAUUUGUCACUGCAUCGGCCGUAUUUUUGGACCAUCAUACGCCCCUAAAAUUGGUACACCAAGCGGGCUUUUUAUGAAACACUGUCAAAAGUGUGGACACAAACUCCAGCUAUUACCCCUCCACUCACUUGUUCUGGUAGCUUUUCAUCUUGCACAAAGUGGGUGCGAAGACGAGAAUCUUUUUGGUAUACUUGCAGUUCUGGUGUGUUUUUUAGCAAAUGGUGCAAAUCCUCUUGAUCGGGCAGCUAUCUCGAUGAAAGCGCUUAGAGGUCAAGAUAACGCAGAUGAAUGCAGCCAUGAACUUCUUGAGCCAAUUGAUAUUGCGGAUAAGAUCCCCAGCACACUUAUGUCAUCAUGGACUUCCGAUGCAAGAUUGGGAUGGAGCGUCUUUUGCAGUGUUUUACGCUACGCUGGGAAUGAAAGAAGAUCCAGCGAAGUCACAACGCGUUCAAGUUUGAACCCUAUGAAUCGCGGCGACGAUUUCUCGGCUUUUCUAGAGUAUGGCAGUGAUAGUGACGUCGACAUGAAUGAACGAAGUGGGGAUAGAGAUGAAAAUGAAGCGGAGACGGAAACACAUUCUCCAGUAUGCGACCACGACGAACCGAACAAUAACUUCUAUGGACGAAGCGAUGUUGUAGGAAAACUGUGGGCAGCUGUACAAACCGAAUUACUAACUUACCGCCGACUGGAAGAGGGGGAUAGCUGGCUAUCAAGUAAUUUCGACAUGCGUUCCCUCUUAGAUGGCAUCCCGCUUGGAUUUGUAUCACUGCCCCUACUGGAAAAUGAUAUGAUGAACCCGUUCUGUCGAUGUGGAAGAUUUAUCAAUGUUCAGGAUGAAGCUUGUGUAUGUGUUAAUGAAGCAUGUAGUCACUACUUCUCCAAUUUGGAAGAUUGGGAAAGAAGCGCGUAUAUUGCGAUUCCGGAAGGUGGAAUGUACUAUGAGUACGCUGAUGAGGAUUAA
Messenger RNA from Botrytis deweyae, 2679 nucleotides. RefSeq lists its product as uncharacterized. NCBI's taxonomy places the organism in Eukaryota, Fungi, Ascomycota, Leotiomycetes, Helotiales, Sclerotiniaceae. The transcript is spliced from 4 exons. The record is from RefSeq and is a predicted model, not a curated record. Bases 1 to 2679 code for a protein of 892 amino acids.